AUGAGUGUGAAUGAGUACUACCUCAAGUUCGUCUCUCUAGCCAAGUAUGCUCCGGAAAUGGUACGUGAUAUGAGGGCCAGAGUUAGUCGGUUUGUGUUGGGGCUUUCAGAUGAAUUGUUUGUUGUUGCUAAUAUAGCUGCUCAGAACAAUGACAUGACUAUUACUAAGAUGGUUGCCUUUGUUCAAGGGAAUGAAGAGAGAGCAGCAGGCUCACAGUUACAGACUAGUGUGAGCUACAGAGGCCUUGAGUACCCUACUUGCAACACGUGUGGUAAGAAAUAUCCAGGGGUGUGUCGUUUGGGCACAAAUAGUUGCUUUGGGUGUGGUCAGCAGGGCCACUUCUUGAGGGAUUGUCCAUCAACAGGGAAUAAUAAUGGAGGCAAUGUAGAUCAUUCUAAUAACUCAGCAGCCCCUCAGAACUCCCAGGCCCAACAAGGGCGUGGUGCAGCAAAGUCUGGUAAUGUAGGCGGUGGUCGAAACCGUUUGUAUGUGCUGUCAGGCCGUCAGGAUACAAAGGCCCAUGGAGAUGUUGUCACAGGUAUGCUAGCAAUAUUCACUUUUGAUGUUUACACUCUUAUGGAUCCGGGAUCCAUCCUAUCUUAUGUAACCCCAUAUAUUGCUAAGAAAUUUGGGAUAGAACCAGAAAAGUUGUGCGAACCCUUUGAACUGUCCACUCCAGUUAGAGAAUCAGUUAUAGCAAAACAUAUCUAUAGGGGAUGUCCAGUCAAAGUGUAUCAUCGCCUUACUGUAGCAGGCUUAGUGGAAUUGGAGAUCAUAGACUUCGAUGAUGAAGAUGCUCAGAUUUCCACUCUCCAGUCAGUACCAAUUGUAAAUGAAUUCCCAGAAGUGUUUCCCGAAGAUCUUCCUGGAGUCCCUCCCGAUAGAGAGAUUGACUUUGGAAUUGAUCUACUCCCAGACACUAAGCCGAUAUCUAUUCUUCCUUAUAGAAUGGCCCCAGCAGAGUUAAAAGAGCUAAAAGUCCAGUCGAAAGAUCUUCUAGAUAAGGGAUUUAUAAGGCCAAGUGUCUCACCUUGGGGAACACCAAUUUUGUUUGUCCGAAAGAACGAUGGGUCUUUGCGCAUGUUCAUUGACUAUCGUCAGUUGAAUAAAGUCACCAUCAAGAACAAUUACCCUCUUCCCAUAAUAGAUGAUUUAUUUGAUCAAAUUCAGGGUACCCAGUGUUAUUCCAAGAUUGACCUCAGAUUGGGAUACCAUCAAUUGAAGAACAGGGCUGAAUCCUCCUUAGUAGCCGAAGUGAAGGAAAAACAUUUCAGUGAUCCCUACUUAUUGCAGCUGAAUGAGGGAAUUCACAAACACAAGACUACAACUUUUGAACAAGGGGGAGAAUAUGGUAAUUUGAGGUACAGAGGUAGAUUAUGCUUUCCAGGCAUAGAUGGGCUCAGAGAGCCUUGA
Nicotiana tabacum (common tobacco) is the source of this 1413-nucleotide messenger RNA. NCBI's taxonomy places the organism in Eukaryota, Viridiplantae, Streptophyta, Magnoliopsida, Solanales, Solanaceae. The record is from RefSeq and is a predicted model, not a curated record.